UGUAUGGUUUUGUACGUAGCUAAUUUGAUCCAACCAUCAGAGACUAUUUGCUCCACAUUUUCUAAUAUUCUUUUUUUUUUUUUGUUUAUUGUUAUUGGUGGUGAUCUCCAGCUACUUAUACUUAUCUGCUCUGGUUUUCUUUUCAUGUAGCCGAGGUUUUCAUGUUUCCUUUUCCAUUUUCCUUUCAACUACGUGAUCAUACCAGAAAAACUACUCUAAAUAUUGGAGAACCACCAGAAUGUUUUAUGGACUAAAGCUCGUUUGACGUUCUUCAUCUUAUAGUUUUGCUUGUCUAGUGUUUGCUUUAGGAGCCAUAUAUAAAGUGCAAAAAAAUUUAGCCAUUAAAAUGCUUGAAUGCAUUUGGAAAUUGAUACCCAAAACCAGAAGCCAGAUUGGAAUUGGUUUCUCCCUUGUGUGGCAAGCUGAAUUCGUGCAUGAAUCUGGCUGGAUCAUUCUAUCGUAUUUUUGGAGUAUCCCGAAACCUAAAUUGAUUUUAAUUCAAACCAAGGAAUAAUGGGUAAUUGGUUUCUUGAGCAGGAAAUUCAUGAUUAUCCUCAGAAGGCUGCAAGGUUGGUAAAUUCAUCGGUAACUUUUUUUAUCUAUUCUCAGUAUUGUACACAAAUUUGCUUAAGUACCGUUGAUCUGGUUCAUCUUUAUGGAUGCAAAAGGAAGAGGCCAAGGGACAAGCAUUCCAACGAUCAUGUUAUCAAGGCUUUGCCAGCUGUCAAAGGGAAAGCGGAAGAGGCUUGGGCGAACUCCUCUGCAAACAAGAGAGCAGAAGAGGUUCAAGCAAAUUUACCAGCUGAAUUCCCUAGUUUUUUUAAGAUUAUGAUCCCAUCAAUGGUUUGUGGUUGCUUUUGGAUGGCAUUACCUAAGGAAUUUUGCCAACUGCAUUUGCCAAGUCAUAAUACGACCGUAGUCUUGGUUGAUGAAGGUGGAAAAGAAUACAAAACAAAUUUUAUUGUUCAAAGGAGGGCGCUGAGUGGUGGGUGGAGGAAGUUUUCCCAAGAACAUGGUUUACUUGUUGGGGAUGCUUUAGUUUUCCUUUUGAUCAGGCCUUCCAAAUUUAAGGUGUAUAUUUUGAGAGUGAAUGGCUUAGGUGAAGUGGACGCUGCUCUUGGCCUACUCAGAUUAGAGACUCGUGCAAAGCAGACAUGUAUUAAUCAUGCAGGAAAGAAUAAUGCAGAGCCUUUUGCCCAAGAUAUUAAUCAAUACGAAGUCCACAGGAAUAGCUUGUCUUAUCCUAGUGCUGAAGAAAAUCAAUCAGACAAUGGCAGUUUUGAUAUUGGCUCCAGUGAAGUGGAAGGCAUUAGGUCAUCACCAGAAGCAAAUGCUGAAUUCAAACAAUCGAGAGAUGCCAUUGGAGCUUCCAAGAUUUCCCCCCCACAAGCUGAUUUUGUGGCUUGGGACAACACUUUGGCUGGCUUUGAGCUUUUGGGUAUGAAUGUUGGUGUUUUACGCAACAGGGCGAGCCGGCUUCUGGACCUUGCUUUUGAAUCAAAAACACAAGUGAAAUCAAGGAGGUUCAAGGAAGCCGAACCUGAGAGAGCUUAUGUAGAACAGGAAGCAAGGUCUCUUAAAUUGCAGCUUCUGGAAAAAAGGGAGGAAAUGGGCAGGCUGGAUGCUGAUAUAGAGGCAUUGAAAGUGAAUGCUAGGAGGCAUAAGCUAAUGUUUGAGGCAGUUGUUAAUGCUCCAUGCAUGGGGAUUUAGGUAGGUUUUGGAUAUGCCUGAACUUAAAUUUUUUGAACCCAAUAUUGUACGAAUUGGGAUUGGGUGAUCAAUGCAAAAUUUAAAGUGGCAGGGGAAUUGAUAAUUCUUGAA
This is a messenger RNA of Theobroma cacao (cacao), 1821 nucleotides long. The record is from RefSeq and is a predicted model, not a curated record. NCBI's taxonomy places the organism in Eukaryota, Viridiplantae, Streptophyta, Magnoliopsida, Malvales, Malvaceae.